Messenger RNA from Camelina sativa (false flax), 1357 nucleotides. Its product is annotated as putative WRKY transcription factor 27. Gene Ontology annotation, cellular component: nucleus. Lineage: Eukaryota; Viridiplantae; Streptophyta; Magnoliopsida; Brassicales; Brassicaceae. The record is from RefSeq and is a predicted model, not a curated record. Gene Ontology annotation, biological process: regulation of DNA-templated transcription. Gene Ontology annotation, molecular function: transcription cis-regulatory region binding; DNA-binding transcription factor activity.
CUCCCACCCAUCGAUUCCUCUCGGACACUGCCCCAAUCCCUCCAUACUCCCUCUCUCUCUCUCUCACUCUUUCGACAAAGAAAAAGUCAGCGCCGUCCUUUACGCCAUAGUUUGUCUCCUUCUCUCUCUCCUCACCAUCAGAAGCAAAAAAGUAAACAAGCUUUUCCUAAAAAAAACCCAGGAAUUCAAGAUCACGGCCAUGUCCUCCGAGGAUUGGGAUCUCUUCGCCGUCGUCAGAAGCUGCAGCUCCUCUGUUUCCACAGCUACUAUAAACACCAACUCUUGUGUUGGUCAUGAAGACGACGGAGGAAACUGUAAACAACAACAAGAUCCUCCUCCUCCUCCUCUGUUCACACACAUCCAUGGAGACAGAGACUCUUCUUCUUCUUGCAACGAGCUACAAGAGUCUUGCAAACCUUUUUUACCCGUUACUACUACUACUACAACUUGGUCUCCUCCUCCUCUACUUCCACCUCCUCCUCCUAUAGUUUCAUCACCAGCUCCUAAUGUCUCAAUGAAACAAGAACAACUACUUCUCGAAUCACAAGAUCAGAAACCUCCUCUAGGUGUUAGGGUUUUCCCACCGCCCACUUCUUCUUCUGUCUUUGUUUUCAGAGGUCAACGCGACCAGCUUCUUCAACAACAAUCUCAACCUCCUCUUCGAUCUAGAAAAAGAAAGAAUCAGCAAAAGAGAACCAUAUGUCAUGUAACGCAAGAGAAUCUCUCUUCUGAUAUGUGGGCUUGGCGUAAAUACGGUCAAAAACCCAUCAAAGGCUCUCCUUAUCCAAGGAAUUACUAUAGAUGCAGUAGCUCAAAAGGAUGUUUAGCUCGAAAACAAGUUGAAAGAAGUAAUUUAGAUCCUAAUAUCUUCAUAGUAACUUACACCGGAGAACACACUCAUCCACGUCCAACUCACCGGAACUCUCUCGCGGGUAGUACUCGAAACAAAUCUCAACCCGUUAACCCGAUUCCUAAACCCGACUCGUCAGGUCAAACCGUUCUUGGGUCUAAUGCGGUUAAAGAAGAGAUACAUCUUUCACCGACGACACCGUUGAAAGGAAACGACGACGUUCAAGGAACCAACGGAGAUGAAGAUAUGAUUAGUCAAGAAGUCAACAUGGAAGACGAAGAGGAAGAUGUAGAAGAAGUAGAAGAAGAAGAUGAUGAAGAUGUUGGUGAAGAUGAUGACAUGGAUGAUCUUUUGAUACCUAAUUUAGCGGUGAGAGAUCGAGAUGAUUUGUUCUUCGCUGGUAAUUUUUCCUCUUGGUCCGCCGGAUCCGCCGGUGACGGUGGUGGAUGAUGGAAGACGAAUAAUCUCAAUUUACAAAAAAAAAAAAAACAAAAAAAAAAAAGAUAA